Molecule: messenger RNA, 1015 nt
Organism: Cyprinodon variegatus (sheepshead minnow)
Lineage: Eukaryota; Metazoa; Chordata; Actinopteri; Cyprinodontiformes; Cyprinodontidae
Gene: apela
Product: apelin receptor early endogenous ligand
Exons: 3
Coding region: 364-528 (54 amino acids)
Biological process (GO): heart development; apelin receptor signaling pathway
Molecular function (GO): apelin receptor binding
Source: RefSeq, a predicted model, not a curated record
UGCAGUGCUUGAGUGUGUGUGCUAGAGUGCGAGUGUGUGUCAAGAGUAGAGAUGGAGGGGUGGCUGCAGUCAGGGUGCACCCCUCCCUUUUAUGGGCUGUAUAAAAUAGAUGGGGGGAAUGCACCUUUGCCACUUUGCCAAGAAAGGACACAACUCUACGUUUGCAGGAUCUAAAGACUCUUCUUGGAUCUCCUGAUAGGUUCUGGGAAAGAGAGACUCUUUUUUGCUGGAUCUACUCCCUUUGGAGGACUAAAGCAGUUGGGGGGGAAAAAAAGAAGGACACUGCAAUAUCAGUGGAUCCAGGAAUCAGAACCAGAGGAAGUUUCCAAGCUUUUGGGAAAUUAUCAAAACUGCUGCCUGACCAUGAAGGUUUUUAACUUGUUUUACCUGCUACUGCUGCUUACAGCUCUAGUAGCACCUGCGUUUGCAGCCAGACCAGAUUUCUUGAAUCUGCGGAGGAAAUACCACCGACACCACUGUCCACACAGACGGUGCAUGCCUCUUCACUCAAGGGUCCCUUUCCCCUGAGGAGGUGAAAACUCUCCUGAGGAGUGAGCUAUGGCUAUGAUUCCUGGCUGCGUGGGUUGAACACCCUGGAUGGAUCCCAGAGUCAAGACAGAUGGACACAAGAGGUGGAGAGAAAAACCUGGGAUUCCAUGAAAGCCCCACUCAAAGACUGCAAUGACUCUGGAAGGCAGCAAUGAGAACUUCAAAGCCAACCUCACAUCAAAUAGGACAGAGAACUGUCAAUCAGGACAAAGUUUAAACCAUGAAACAUUAUUACACCUCAGUGGUCACAGAUGUGAGAGCAUGGACUUGAAAGCUCCGCCCUCUAAUCACAUUUCAGAAGCAGGGGAGCGAGCCGCCGAGGGAGAAGAUUUAUAAAGAAUGUUCAGAGAUAAAAGCUGCAGACCAAAGAGCGCAAUGAAUCUUUUAACGUGUUUUUAAUGUAUGCACUUCAGCUGUUAUUUGAUUUACAUUUCAACCGUUUUUUAAUAAAAUUGUACAGGAGUAA